AUGGCAGAUUUCUUCACAACCUUCGCAUAUUGCAACCGACUCAAAUAUCUUAUUAACCAAUUACUCAAUGUUAGGGCUCCUAUUGUAGCCUUGUGGCAACCUAAACUUCCACGGCAAGUUGGUGUUCUUGGACCGCGACCAUCACAACAAGCUUACAACACAUUAGUAGCAUCAUCUAAUAAUCCGGUGAGUGCUCUUCAUGAUCCAAAUUGGAAAAAUGUAAUGACUAAUGAAUAUAAUGCUCUAAUUCAAAACAAGACAUGGAAAGGAGAUGAAAUAAGAAAAAAAGAAGAGAGUGAAGGGGACGCGGCAGGAAGUAGCGUGAAAUGGAGAGAGGGGAGAGGAUCCAAUGAUUAUUGGGAGAUUGCGUGUCUGGUUAGGAAGACACAAAGUGAGACGCACGGGGGCAAUGAUGGGACCACGUGGCAGAACAUGACAUGCUCCUGCACGUGA
This is a messenger RNA of Sphenostylis stenocarpa, 453 nucleotides long. Lineage: Eukaryota; Viridiplantae; Streptophyta; Magnoliopsida; Fabales; Fabaceae. The record is from the annotation of a GenBank genome assembly.